Molecule: messenger RNA, 621 nt
Organism: Miscanthus lutarioriparius
Lineage: Eukaryota; Viridiplantae; Streptophyta; Magnoliopsida; Poales; Poaceae
Source: the annotation of a GenBank genome assembly
AUGACUCAUGUCAGCACCGGAUUGCUGAAGGGCUUGAGGAGGGUCAUGGUACAGCAAAGGGUUUCAACUGUUUUCUGCAGACAAUCACGAGUUUGGAGUUCUACCGUAUCUUUUUCUGAUGUUGAUGAGAAGGGUGAUAUGGAAUAUGAUGAUAAUUAUUCAGAUUCAAAGAGAGAGUUACGACCCCAAAGCGUAGAUCCCCAAAAGGGCUGGGAUUUCCGUGGCGUGCACAGGGCCAUCAUCUGUGGCAAAGUUGGACAAGUGCCUGUGCAAAAAAUUUUAAGGAAUGGGCAUACAGUAACUGUUUUUACCGUUGGAACUGGUGGCAUGUUUGACCAGAGGGUAAUUGGGCCUAAUGAUUUGCCGAAGCCAGCUCAGUGGCAUCGCAUAGCUGUUCAUAAUGACCAGCUAGGUGCUUAUGCUGUUCAGAAGCUGGUGAAGAAUUCUGCAGUCUAUGUUGAGGGCGAUAUUGAAACCAGGGUCUACAAUGACAGUGUUAAUGAUCAAGUCAAAAACAUACCUGAGAUCUGUGUUCGACGUGAUGGCAAGAUUCGAUUGGUUAAAUCUGGGGACAGUGCUGCUAACAUAUCAUUAGAUGAGCUAAGAGGAGGACUGUUCUAG